CAUGGCGACACGCGGGGCCAACGACGCCACCCUCGACGGCAACGAGAACGAAGCAAUCGACGAAAACGAAGCAAUCGAUGAGAACGAAGUAAUCGAUGAGAUCGAGCCCAGUGACGACGGCGGGCUCCUCGUACUUGUCUCGGCAACGACGCCGCCCGUUCUCUUUUGCAACUACCCGAGCUACCUCGGCUUGGAGCGCGCUUGUCCCGUCGGCUACGAAGUCCGCGCGAUGCCAUCUCCGACACCACAAUUGACGUACCAUGGCACGCGGCGCUACUUGUACAAUGCCGUCAAGAACGUACUCCACACCAACCGCGCCAAGAAGACGACGCUGUCGACGUGGAGCCUCUUUUGGGGGCGCCAUUUGGAGUCCAGCUCGGUUGGUCGCCUCAUCAACCAUUUUCCCGGCAGCCUCGAACUCGGGCGAAAGGACAAGCUGUGCGCCAACAUCUUGCGCAUGCAGCGCAAGUUCGGCAAAUUCUUCCAGAUCAUUCCCGAGACGUACGUCACGGGCAGCAAGGACGGUCGGCAUUUUAUGCAAGCGUACGCGGCGGACCCAAAGGCGAUCUGGAUCCUCAAGCCGCCCAACCAGUGCUGCGGCCGCGGCAUCAAGCUCGUCUCGGGCAGCGCCAAGUACGAGUUCGAGCCCGACAAGCGCUACGUUGCGCAGAAAUACAUUGCGCACCCGUACUUGAUCAACGGCUUCAAGUUUGACAUGCGGCUCUACGUCCUGGUCACGUCGUACGAGCCGCUGCGCGUCUAUCUCUUUGACAACGGCCUCGUGCGCUUCUGCACGCAGAAAUACUCGAUGGCGACCAAAGACCUCAAGAAUCGGUUUGGGCACUUGACCAACUAUAGCGUCAACAAGAAGAACGAAGCUUUCGAGUCCAACCAAGGCAACAACGACGGUAGUGGCAGCAAGUGGAGCUUCCAGGCGUUGGUCGCACAUUUGCGGGGCGAAGGCCACAACUGCGACAAACUCGUCGAUGACAUUGCGGCCGUGAUCGUCAAGACCCUUCUCUGCGUCGAGUCGGCGAUUCUUGCGCAGUGUUCCAAGCAACUUCGGGCGGCGCAGAACUGCUUUGAGCUGUACGGCUUUGACAUCCUCUUGGACGCCAACCUCCGGCCGUGGCUGCUCGAAGUCAACGUCUUCCCGUCCAUGAGCAGCUCGUCGCCGAUGGACAAGCGCAUCAAGUCGAUUCUCAUCUGCGACACGUUUCAGCUCGUUGGGCUACCGGUCACGGACGUCGCCGCAGCUGUCGAGCAAGCCAAGAAGGAGCGUACGACCCAACGGUCCGUCCACCACCUCGCUACGACAUGA
This is a messenger RNA of Saprolegnia parasitica CBS 223.65, 1321 nucleotides long. RefSeq lists its product as hypothetical. Gene Ontology annotation, cellular component: cilium. The annotation marks the transcript as partial. Gene Ontology annotation, biological process: microtubule cytoskeleton organization; protein polyglutamylation. Lineage: Eukaryota; Oomycota; Saprolegniomycetes; Saprolegniales; Saprolegniaceae. The record is from RefSeq and is a predicted model, not a curated record. Gene Ontology annotation, molecular function: tubulin binding; tubulin-glutamic acid ligase activity. The transcript is spliced from 10 exons.